Molecule: messenger RNA, 2391 nt
Organism: Theileria annulata
Lineage: Eukaryota; Apicomplexa; Aconoidasida; Piroplasmida; Theileriidae
Product: glycyl-tRNA synthetase
Exons: 1
Coding region: 1-2391 (796 amino acids)
Biological process (GO): mitochondrial glycyl-tRNA aminoacylation
Cellular component (GO): mitochondrion; cytoplasm
Molecular function (GO): glycine-tRNA ligase activity; ATP binding
Source: RefSeq, a predicted model, not a curated record
AUGUUUUAUUUAUUCUCAGCUCCAUCUAAGAAGUCUUUAUUCGGCUUAUCGCACUUUGAUUCUAUUCUAAGAGGGAAGGUUUUCAACACUAGAACCAAAAAAUUGUUUACAAAUACUAAGCCUCUUUCAUAUUCUUCAGCUUUUUUGUUAAAUAAACCACAAACUAGUUAUUUACAUUAUAGUACUUUAAAGAGUUCUACACUCACAUCUAAUCUUAAUACCGAUUAUACUCCAAAUCAAUCUUACAAAUUACAACAAACUGAUACAAUUGAGAGAAGUGGAUACACAGAAGAAACUGAUCCUACUAAACAAUCACAUACAUUAAAUAAUUGUGAUUUCGGAGUGGAAUGUAAUAAAAAUAUGGAUUUAGUAAAAGAAAAUUUAGCUGAAUCAAAUUUCAAAAGGGAAUUUAAAAGUUUAAAAAUGAGUACUGAAAAGUUAAGAGAUCAAUUAGUACUCAAUAAAGUCGACUGUGAGAAUCUAUUGAGGCGACGAUUCUUUUACACGAAUUCAUUUGAGAUCUACGGUGGGUCUGCGGGUCUAUUUGACUUUGGUCCGCCGGGAUGUGCACUCAAAUCUGAACUUGAGCGCCUUUGGCGUGAACAUUUUGUCGUUUUUGAUGAAAUGCUCGAGGUUUCUUGCACAUGUAUUACACCUCACCCUGUACUCAAAUCCUCUGGACAUGUGGAUAGAUUCACCGAUUUAAUGGUCAAAAAUCUAUCAAACGGUGAUUGUUAUAGAGCUGAUAAAUAUCUUGAAGAUCUCAUAUCCAAUAUUAUUCAGAAUAAGUCACAAUCAAAUCUUAAUAACAGUAACGAUGUUGGUAUAACUAAUAAGAAUCUGAAAACAAAAUUGAAUAGUAAAUUGGAAAAAAUGACUUUGGAAGAAUUAAUGAGAUUAAGGGAAAGAGUUGGUACAUAUAAUCAAGAUGAGAUGGAACGUUUUUAUAUGGAAAAUGAGGUGAGGUCACCUGAAGGUGAUGAGUUUUCAAAGCCGUUCCCGUUCAAUUUAAUGUUUUCAACUUCAAUUGGCCCUAAGACUGAAGAUAAACUAAGUUCAUUAGCUUACUUGAGGCCAGAAACUGCCCAAGGGAUUUUUGUCAAUUUUAACCGUCUUUUAGAGUUUAACGGAGGUAAAAUACCAUUUGCAGCCGCUCAAAUAGGGUUAGGGUUUAGGAAUGAAAUUAGUCCGAGAAAUGGACUUUUAAGAGUUCGAGAGUUCCCAAUGGCUGAGAUUGAAUAUUUUGUAAACCCAAAGUUCAAAACUCAUGAAAAGUUCCCAGAAUUCAAGAAUACCGUAUUACCACUUUUAACCCGUGAUCAACAAACAAAUGAUAAUUUUGAACCCAUACAUAUAUCAAUGUCAGAAGCUGUAAGUAGUGGUAUAGUAGGUAAUGAAGCUCUGGCCUAUUUUUUGGCCCGCACAUUUCUAUUUCUGAAACGUGUUGGGAUUAAUGAGGCUGGUUUAAGAUUCAGACAACAUAUGGCAAAUGAAAUGGCACAUUAUGCUUCAGACUGCUGGGAUGCUGAAAUUCUAACUUCCUAUGGCUGGGUUGAAGUUGUAGGACAUGCCGAUAGAAUGGCCUAUGAUCUCAUGUGUCAUUCUAAAUCAACAAAUUCACAACUUGUAGCCCAUCAUCGCUAUGAUAAUCCAAUCCAAGUAGAAAAGGUACUUGUAAAAUGUAAUAAACCUGAAAUUGGUAAAGCUUUUAAAUCUGAUCAAAAAAUACUAUUAAACCAUCUAAACAAUUUAACAUUACAACAAUCUAAAGAGUUACAUGAACGGUUAGAGAAUAACACAGACGGUUGUGUGGUUAGUGUGGAUGGGAAGGAAUUUCUAUUGAAAAAGUCAAUGGUUAGUUUCGAAUAUGUUAAUGUGAAUGUAUGCGAUGAAACAUUUGUUCCAUGUGUAAUUGAGCCAUCAUUUGGUCUUGGGAGAUUAAUUUUCUCAAUUUUAGAACAUUCUUAUAGAGUCAGGCCGGUGGAUGUGAAUGUGCCUGAGGAACGGAAAUAUGUAGCAUUAAACAAAUCUAUUGCUCCAACAAAGUGUUCAGUACUACCAUUAUCUUCUAAAGAAGUAUUUGAACCAUUGAUUACAAGGGUUCAGGCUCAUUUAAGAAGAUUGGGGAUCUCACAUAAAGUAGAUAAGACAGGUGCCUCGAUAGGUAAGAGGUAUGCUAGAACUGAUGAAAUUGGUAUACCAUUUUGUGUGACUUUGGAUUUUCAAUCAGUAAAUGAUGAUACGGUGACAUUAAGAGAGCGUGACACAAUGCAGCAAGUUAGAAUUAAGCUUGAUGACCUGGGUGAAUUAAUAAACAAUUUACUAAAAGAUGAUAUAACCUGGGAACAAGCAACUAAACAUUUACCAAUUUUUACACAACAACUUCUUUAA